Molecule: messenger RNA, 336 nt
Organism: Salvelinus namaycush (lake trout)
Lineage: Eukaryota; Metazoa; Chordata; Actinopteri; Salmoniformes; Salmonidae
Product: CDAN1-interacting nuclease 1-like
Exons: 3
Coding region: 1-336 (111 amino acids)
Biological process (GO): erythrocyte differentiation
Cellular component (GO): cytoplasm; nucleus
Source: RefSeq, a predicted model, not a curated record
AUGACUGUGAUUGCUGUAGAUGAAUCCAACUGUGAACCAAAGGUUAUGACAAAGACGCCUGACAUUAUCCUGGAGGUGCCAAUUGCUGUGGAUGGCCAUAUCGUCCACUGGAUUGAGAGCAAGGCCAUGUUUGGGCAUGACCACAGCCAUUGCACCUACCCGAACAAGCAGUUCUGGAGCGACUGGAAAAUGUUUGGUCCAGGACUGGUCAUCUACUGGCAUGGUUUCAUUGAAGAGCUGGACAGCCAGAGAGACAGAGGCAUUCUGCUCAAAGACUGCUUCCCCUCUGACAUCGUGGCCCUCUGCCAUGGGACCAGCACAAUCACAACUGACUGA